Molecule: messenger RNA, 2697 nt
Organism: Lactuca saligna
Lineage: Eukaryota; Viridiplantae; Streptophyta; Magnoliopsida; Asterales; Asteraceae
Source: the annotation of a GenBank genome assembly
AUGCAUCCUUGUGUUUUAAUAAUUUUCUUACUUUUCUUGCUACGCCUUCAGAAUACAACUACGAACCAAUUGGUGGUAGACGAAGGAGUAGGAGGGGGAUAUGAUGAUGGUGUUGUUAACAAGUGUUUGGAUAAGGAGAGAGAUGCUCUUCUUCAAUUCAAAGGAAACCUUCAAGACCCUAAUGGUAGUCUCUCUACGUGGAGACCUGAAGAUGAUGACUGCUGUGCAUGGGAAGGAGUCAUAUGUGAUGACCAAACAGGUCAUCAUGUCACAGGGCUUCAUAUUCCCUCUGCUGGUCUUGUAGGUGAAAUUAGCCAUUCAUUGGUUAACUUAACCUACUUGAAUCUUCUUGAUCUUUCCUCGAACUCUUUUCAUGGAACCAUUCCUCCAGAGUUUGGAAACCUCACCAACUUGAAAGUGCUUAACCUUCGAGAUGUUGGAAGCUGUAGAGUUGAAAAUCUAGACUGGUUGUCUCAUUUGUCCCUCUUGGAGGCACUAGAAAUUGAAGGGAUUUCCCUUGCCAAAGCAAACCAGUGGGUAAAUGUGAUUUUGAAUCUCCCAAAACUAUCAGAUUUAAGGUUAGAUGGAUGUGAGCUGUCACAGGUCAUGUAUCCAUAUUCUUCUUCAUUUCUCAACUCUUCUUCAUCUAUUUCUUUCCUUUCUCUCAGAAACAACAAUCUCACCUCAUCCAUGUAUCAUUGGAUGUUCUCAUUAACCAGCAAUAGCCUUCAUAUUCUUGAUCUCUCUAGCAACAUGUUAGAUGGGAUACCCAAAUAUCUUGGUAACCUCUGUAGUUUGGAAAGUUUUCAUUUUAAUAACAACCGUGCUGUUGUCAAAUUUCCUGAUUUUCUGAACAACUUGUCUGGAUGCACAUCACUUACAUUGCAACAGUUGUCUGCUGAAACAAGCCAAUUUACAGGGUCAUUCCCUGAUGACAUUCAAAACUUUUCAUCCCUAGAAGGUCUGUACCUAUCAAAUAAUCACAUAAAUGGAACCAUAAGCGAGAGAUUUUGGGAACUACCCCUUCAGGCGUUUGAUGUUUCUCAAAAUCAUCUUAGUGGUGCUAUCUCUGAAAACAUUGGAAAGUCCAAGGCUUCUAUUAUAAAUCUUUCAAAAAACCCACUCCAAGGAGUUCCUUCCACAGAUCACAUGUCAAACCAGUCUUCUGUAACGUAUAUAGAUCUGAACUCUUGUAAGCUAGGGCCUCACUUCCCCAAAUGGAUUCAAAUGCUGAAAAAACUUAACGAGCUUGAUAUUUCCAAUACUAGUAUUUCAGACACCGUUCCUCCAGAAUUUUGGAACAUUCAUUUAAGCUCUUUGAAUCUCUCUUCCAACAACAUCAGUGGGGAAGUACCAGAUUUAUCAUCGAGUUUUUUUGGCGCUCAAAUGAUAGAUUUGAGUUCCAACAGCUUUAUCGGUCCAAUACCACAUCUUCCUUCCGGUUUGCAAUUGUUAAAUCUUUCCAGAAACAAAUUCUCUGGAGGUAUCUCCUUCUUAUGUCAAAUGGUCGAUGGGUUGUUAAAAUUUCUUGACCUCUCCCAUAACACUCUAACAGGACAACUUCCAGACUGUUUGUGGCAUUUCCAACAUCUAACAGUUCUUAAUCUAGGACACAACAGUCUAUCUGGAAGGCUUCCUCCCUCUAUUGGGUCUUUGAUAGAACUCGAAGCGUUAUACUUAUACAAGAACAACUUCUUUGGAGAACUGCCUUUGUCUCUAAAGAAUUGCACGAGCUUAACCUCGUUGAAUUUGGGGGCUAACAAGUUUUCGGGUAAUGUGCCUGUUUGGUUUGGUGAAAACCUAUCAGAGUUGUAUGUUCUUAUCCUAAGAUCAAACAAUUUCUUCGGAACCAUCCCUUCAGAAUUAUGUCAGUUAGCAAAUCUUCAAAUUUUAGACUUUUCAAGGAACAAUCUCCAUGGAAGCAUCCCUUCAUGCUUGAAUAAUCUUACAAAAAUGGCUCAAGUAGGAUUCUUACCUCCACCAAACGUACAUCCAUAUACAUCUCAGUGGCAUUGGGAUCUCAUUGAUGAGGUGUAUAUCGACCAUGCAAUGAUCGAGUGGCAAGGAGAUGAGCGUGAAUUUUUUAGGAAUCUGGGAUUGUUGAAGAGCAUUGACCUGUCAAGCAACAAUUUAACAGGACAUAUCCCACAUGAACUCACCAACCUUCAUGAACUGCUUGCCCUCAACUUGUCAAAGAACGCUCUGAUCGGAGAGAUUCCACAGCAACUUGGUGAGAUGAAAAAUCUUUUAGCUUUGGAUUUAUCUAGAAAUAGUUUAUCAGGAGGGAUACCAUCAAGCAUGUCUCAGAUGACUUCAUUGUGUUACCUAGACGUGUCAUAUAAUAAAUUGUCAGGGCGAAUCCCAUCAAGCACUCAACUCCAGUCCUUUGAACCAUCAAGAUACGAUGGAAACACAGAACUAUGUGGACUUCCCCUUCCUAAAAAAUGUCCAGGAGAUGAAGAAUCACAAGUUGGUAAAAGCGAGGGUGAUGAGGAAGACAUAGAUGAAGAUUGGGGAUGGUUCUGUAUUGGUGGGGGCACUGGUUUUGUGACAGGAUUUUGGAUAGCAUGUGGCGCUCUACUUCUCAACCGUCGUGGGAGACGUGCAUUUUUUAACUUUUAUGACAGCUUCAGAGACUGGGUUUAUGUGAAGGUGAUGGUGUUCAUUGCAAAAUUGCGGAGGAUUGCAAAUAUGUAG